CACGCAAAACGCACAGCUAUAUAUGUGUACGCUAAUCAUCCAUGAAUUGUCCCAACCUCAUUUCCUUAAACGCCUACGCAUAGCUCUCACCAUGUAUCCGCCUCUGGUUCUGGUCCUUGCAAUCUUCUUCGCCGUGGCCACUGCCAUAGCGGCCUUGUCGAGUCCCCUCCCGCACCCACUCGACCCACUUUCUCCCACGGAGCUCACGGCGGUAAGGUCCGCCGUCCUCGCCUUCUCUCUCGUCGCUUCCCGCCCGAUAUCCUUUCACUAUGUCGGCCUCGAUGAGCCGGAGAAGCCCGAUGUCCUCUCUCACACCAACGCCGCCGCCGCCGCCAUCCUCCCACGCCGCGCGUUUGUGAUCGCCCGAGCCGGCGGCCUCUCCCAUGAGUUUUACGUCGAUGUCACCAACACCUCCGCUCCCCGUGUGGUUUCGCAUGGUAUUCACGAUGGCCCUGGCUUCCCAAUGUUCACGACCGAGGAGCAGGUGGCGGCGGGACAGCUUUCACGCGAGUACCCUCCCUUCAGGGAAUCCUUGCAGCGACGUGGGCUGGCCUUGACCAAUGUGGGGUGCGGGGUGUUCUCCAUGGGAUGGUUUGGAAAGAAUGAGGCGAGGCGGUUGGCGAAGGUGCAGUGCUUCAUUGUUGCAGGCGGCACCGCCAAUUACUAUGCGCGGCCACUGGAAGGCGUGACGCUGCUGGUGGAUGUCGAGAAACUGGUUAUCGUUGCGUAUAGAGAUAGGGCAGCGUACUCGGUGCCCAAAGCUGAGGGGACCGACUACCGCGCCGGCAAGGCUAGGCCACCGUUCAACGGAGCGGUGCCGGCGCCUGGCGUCGUGGUGCAGCCGGAGGGCAAGGGCUUCCACAUAGACGAUCAUAUUGUCAGGUGGGCCAACUGGGAGUUCCACGUGGGUUUUGACAUGCGAGCCGGCACAGUCAUCUCUAUGGCUUCUGUCCACGACGCUGAUGCCGACCUAUGGCGGCGGGUUCUCUACCGCGGUUUCGCCUCGGAGAUCUUCGUGCCAUAUAUGGACCCGGAGGAGGAGUGGUACUUCCACACAUUCAUGGACGCCGGUGAGUACGGCCUUGGCGUCUCGGCUGUCCCGCUGCAGCCUGAGGCUGAUUACCCAGCCAACGCCGCCUACAUGGAUGGUUAUUACGUCGACGCGGACGGCAAGCCGGUGAAGUCGGAGAACAUCAUCUGUGUGUUCGAGCGGUACGCCGGCGAUAUUGCAUGGCGCCACACCGGGGUCGCGGGACCAAUCGCACCGAUCACGGAGGUCCGGCCAGACGUGACCUUGGUGGUGAGGAUGGUGGUGACGGUUGGAAAUUAUGACUACACAUUGGACUGGGAGUUCAAAACCGUUGGCUCCAUCAAGACCGUGGUGUCCCUUAGUGGUAUCUUGGAGAUGAAGGCGACGAAUUACACACAUGUCGACCAGAUUAGAGAUGACAUACAUGGCACGCUGAUUGCCGAGAACACCGUCGGUGUCUACCAUGACCACUUCAUUACCUACCACCUUGACCUUGACAUUGAUGGUACCAAGAACUCUUUCAUCAAAAAUACCAUCAUUCCAAAACGCAACACGGGCGUUCGUGCAACCGGCGGUGCUCCCACACCAAGGAGCUACUGGACGGUACUCUAUGAGGUGGCCGAAACUGAGGCUGAAGGCCAGGUGAACAUUAAUGGCGCACCUGCUGAUCUCCUCUUCGUUAACCCAAGCAAGAAGACAAAAGUUGGCAAUGAGGUCGGUUACCGGCUCAUUCCAGCCGGUGCGACGGCAACAUCAUUGUUGGCCAACAACGACUACCCACAGCGCCGAGCAAGCUACACUAAGAAACAGGUGUGGGUUACGCCAUAUAACAAGUCGGAGAAGUAGGUGUCCGGGCUGUACGCCGAGCAAAGCACGGGAGAUGACAACUUGGCUGCGUGGAGCAAGAGAAACAGAAGGAUAAAGGACGAGGACAUCGUCCUCUGGUACACGGUUGGCCUGCACCAUGUUCCGUGCCAGGAGGACUUUCCUGUGAUGCCGAUGAUUAGUGGUGCAUUCGAGCUCCGGCCAUUCAACUUCUUUGAGAGAAACCCGCUGAUCAGGACCAGGCCACCCGGGAACUCCCCAAACUGCUCGUGCAGCUUUGGAAGAUCCGGAUAAGGUGAUCGAUGCUGCCGUGCAACUUAAUUAUAUUUGAGAUGUCCUUCGUACUUACUCGGAUAAUGUCGAAAAUCUAACUUUGUGACGUUUUUGUAUCAUUUAAUUUCAUUUUCAGUACCAGUUGAAUAAAUUGUGUUUAAGUUGUGAGAA
Messenger RNA from Oryza sativa Japonica Group (Japanese rice), 2299 nucleotides. Its product is annotated as amine oxidase [copper-containing] alpha 2, peroxisomal. Gene Ontology annotation, biological process: amine metabolic process. Lineage: Eukaryota; Viridiplantae; Streptophyta; Magnoliopsida; Poales; Poaceae. The record is from RefSeq and is a predicted model, not a curated record. Gene Ontology annotation, molecular function: copper ion binding; primary methylamine oxidase activity; quinone binding.